AAUAAAUAAAUAGAUUAAAAAAAGAAAAGUUAAAAAAACAAGAGAAAGCGGUACUGGAUUUAGCGCUAAGGAGGAGCCAGAGAAGGAACAAUUUUCCAUUAUCGGAUCCCAAGGAAACGCUGUAACAAAACCCAUUUCGUUUUUUCCAAUGAAAUUCAGAAGAAAUGGGUAGGAAAUCUGCUUCAAUUCCCACUCAAAUUGAGCGCAGUUCAAUGUAACAGAGAGAAGCGAGCUCUUGCACGCAUAUAUAUAUAUAUAUAUAUAUAUAUAUGUGGAUCGGCCAUGAAAAUAUGAUAAUUUGGUUGGGUUUUAUCGAGGUUUAAGAGGGAAUUUCAAAUAUGGGUGGCUCUGGCGAAUCAUCCGAGGGUCAAAGCGCCAGAGAUUUCAUCUGCCACGCCGGUGCCGGUGCUGCUGCUGGUGCAAUUGCUGCUACAUUUGUGUGCCCUUUGGAUGUGAUCAAGACAAGACUUCAGGUCCAUGGCCUCCCUUCUGGUCACGGAGGUAGUGUCAUUAUCACGAGUUUACAGAAUAUAAUAAAGACUGAAGGUUUGAGGGGGUUGUAUCGUGGCCUUUCUCCAACACUAGUAGCCCUACUUCCAAAUUGGGCCGUGUACUUCACAGUUUAUGAGCGACUAAAAGACCUACUCCAUUCACAUGGGGAUGGCAGAAAUGAACUCACAGUUGGUAAAAACAUGAUAGCUGCUGCUGGUGCUGGGGCGGCUACUUCCAUUUCAACAAAUCCGUUGUGGGUUGUUAAGACCAGACUUCAAACACAGGGAAUGAGACCAGAUAUAGUUCCAUACAAAAGCAUGUUUUCUGCUUUGACAAGGAUUGCACAUGAAGAAGGUCUACGAGGAUUUUAUAGUGGUAUUGUGCCUUCAUUGGCGGGGAUAAGCCAUGUUGCAAUUCAAUUUCCGGCUUAUGAAAAGUUGAAGUGCUAUUUUGCAAAAAGCGAAAACACAACAGUUGAUAAGCUAAACCCAAGCAGUGUUGCUAUGGCCUCAGCAAUCUCCAAAGUACUUGCAUCUGUAAUGACUUACCCCCAUGAAGUUAUUCGCUCCAGGUUGCAAGAACAAGGGCAGGCCAGAAACACUCAGGGCCAAUAUGCAGGAGUUAUUGAUUGUGUUAAUAAAGUGUUUCAAAAGGAAGGUCUUCGUGGUUUCUACCGUGGCUGUGCUACUAAUCUGAUGAGAACAACUCCUUCUGCCAUUAUUACAUUUACCAGUUAUGAGAUGAUACAUAGAUUUUUGCAAAAGGUUAUUCCUCCUGAUAACAAUCAUUCAAAAGCAUACCCUAAAUCCGAUGGCAGGGUGAUAUCUCCGCAUCAAGGAAAUGAAGGUUCAGGCCAAGCGGAAAAUUCUACAGAUUUCCAGCAAUCACAAACACAAACAAAUAAGACAACUCCAUCAAUACCAUUUGGUAACGAAGAUCAGCUAAUCGCAAGACACUGAUUGACUGCUAUUUCAUUUUGAUCGAUUGCCCUAUGAGGGAAUUUUCUGUAAGAAUAGAGAAUUUAACUUGAAAAAAGUGAAUAAAUCUAAGUGAUUUUUUUUUUCCCCUUGUUUGGUUUAUUUUGGCUUCAAUAGCCUUCAUUGUUUAUGAUUUGUUCAAAUGGUUCUUUCCCCUUCUUCUGUGGGACAGGGAAGAAAAGAAUUACUGCAUUCUUUUUGGCUUUGUUAAUAAAUGAGUUUAUGUAAUUUAAAAUUUCAGUUUGUUCA
This is a messenger RNA of Ziziphus jujuba (common jujube), 1718 nucleotides long. Its product is annotated as nicotinamide adenine dinucleotide transporter 1, chloroplastic. Lineage: Eukaryota; Viridiplantae; Streptophyta; Magnoliopsida; Rosales; Rhamnaceae. Bases 339 to 1451 code for a protein of 370 amino acids. Gene Ontology annotation, molecular function: NAD transmembrane transporter activity. The transcript is spliced from 10 exons. The record is from RefSeq and is a predicted model, not a curated record. Gene Ontology annotation, biological process: NAD transmembrane transport.